UGCCAACAAAAAGGAUCACAAAGGAUCACAGUUCCCCAGUGCUUCAUCUUCAGCAAAGGAAGAUGAAAUUCUGCAUGGAUACUUCAGAAAUCAGGUAAUGACACUUCUGGCAGGAAAAACUUGAUGUGUCUUAACAACAUGCUUGAAGCGUAUCGGUUCUCGCCGUGAUGGGGUGUGACAGUGGUGUUGGGGAUUCAUGUUUUGGAUACUCACCUCGGGUCAUUUGGAGCCUUUCAGAAUGGUGUGUCACCAGCAUCAUGUUUCCAGUUGGAUCAGGCAGCUUUAGUUUUCUUGUCAAAUACUGGAGGGUGGUCUAGAACUCUGAUCUCAGCUUGAUGUGAAACCAAAGGCAAAAAUGGUAACUUGAUAAUUUUUUCACAGAAACUGGAUUUUGCUGAAUGAACUUUUCAAAAAGCUCUUAACACAGUAGCUUUUAGGAGUUUUAAAAUGCUCUGUGCAUAUUGCAUCCUGUUGGCUCUUGUUCUUCUGAGUCAAAAGUAAAAAUGUCCUUUUCCCUCAGAUAAUUUCUGGAGCUUCAGCAGGACUUGGUGUUACAGCAGCACAGAGUCUGUUGGCACUAUAUGGUGCAGGUGCAUAAUACACAUCUCUCCCAUCCAGCAAAAACCUAACAGUGAGUGUGAGGACUCACCAAGUGUGAGAAGGGAUUUUGCUGAUGCUGCUUUCCCAUAGCAGAGGUUUAGUUCGUGCUCUUCAUGUUUCAUCACUCAGAUGGAUUUGCACAUAAAGAUUAAAAAGGGGCUUCUGUGCUUUAGUAAUUGUUUCUUCUUACAAAGAUACCUUUUAACCUUGGGGGGAAGCAUCUCCCAAAAUUCUGGGCAACUCUUGGUAUGUUCAUCUAUAGUCACUCAGAAUAAAAUUACCACUUGAGAAAUGUUGAGAUGCCGCUCUGAUUUAUUCAGUAUGUUUUUAAGAUUGCCUUUAAGUGAACUGAGCUUUAGAUGACUCCUCUGUCCUCUUCUUAAAGCUUAGUUGCUCUAAGCGCUGAGAUUGUGGGAAGCUGUUGAUUGUCAGAUUGAAAAAAGAAAAAAGAUUUGCUGCUUUUUAAUGGUCUUGUCCUGGCUUUGAGGGUCAUGUUUUUAUCUUGUUUUUGGCUAAGUGCUAGAAUUUGCACAUUUUCUGUGCUUAGUGCUUGGUUGGAGCCUUACUUGCUGGACGUGUACAUUGGUAAGACAGCAAGAUUCAUACUGUAUAGCAAAAAAAAAAAAGUGGUAGUAUCAACUUUGUAAAUUUGAUACUCUCCAUUUUGUGAGAAUGUUGAAAUAAAACCUACCGGUACUUAAAUUUGAGCAGCUUUGACAUUAACUUACAUAAAUCACAUGACAGUUUGCCUUUAAGCUGUAAUAUGACUUGAGACUGUGGGAAGUAUCUUUUCCUGGUGCCUGAUUCCUGAUUUUGCCUUGUUUUAUGCUUUAUGUCUGUUUCUAACUUGAUUCUGUUUCAAAGUCUGACUUGAAAUUGAAUGACCAGACUUACUGUGGCAAAAUUGCUGUUGCUGUGGGGAGCAAGUUUACUGUGUGACCAUUUUAGAUGAGGUUGGGUUCAUGGUAUAAUAAAGUUUAUGGUUUGUUUAUAUUUUCAGAUACAAUCCGAUACCUCUCCCUGCACGACAACAAAUACAUUCGGUAUUUCCCAGGGCAUACAAAAAGAGUGGUUGCUCUUUCGAUGUCUCCAGUGGAUGACACUUUUAUUUCUGGAUCCCUUGAUAAAACUAUUCGACUUUGGGAUCUCCGUUCUCCAAAUUGCCAGGGUUUAAUGCAUCUCCAGGGGAAGCCUGUGUGUUCUUUUGACCCAGAAGGGUUGAUUUUUGCUGCUGGAGUCAAUUCUGAAAUGGUGAAGCUUUACGAUCUCCGAUCUUUUGACAAGGGGCCAUUUGCUACGUUUAAGAUGCAGUAUGAUCGGACGUGUGAGUGGACAGGCCUGAAGUUCAGCAACGAUGGCAAACUCAUCCUCAUAUCAACUAAUGGAGGGUUCAUUCGGCUGAUUGAUGCCUUUAAAGGAGCCAUCCUGCAUACGUUUGGGGGUUAUAACAAUAGUAAGGCUGUCACGCUGGAGGCAUCAUUCACACCAGACUCUCAGUUCAUCAUGAUAGGUUCAGAGGAUGGGAAGAUUCAUGUUUGGAAUGGGGAAAGUGGGAUGAAGGUGGCUGUGCUGGAUGGGAAACACACAGGUCCUAUAACCUGUCUGCAGUUCAACCCCAAAUUCAUGACUUUUGCUAGUGCAUGUUCUAAUAUGGCCUUCUGGUUGCCAACUAUUGAUGACUAAUUCCUACGCUGCAGCUGCUGUCAGAUGACUUCCAUACUGCUAACAGCAGCACAUCAUUGCAAGCAUAGUAUUGGAAUUGCCUAGGGCUCCUAGACUGUGUUCCUGCGUAUGUUUCCAUAUGUUUUACCUUUAUUUGCUGCAUUCCUUCAUGAGGACUCUUCCACUGGGCCUCCUGGCAUGUUCAGAAGCAGCACGCUACACGUUCUCACCUUCCCGGCCGUGCCCAGCAGGCUUCAGCCCAAGUUGGAACUGACACAGUAUUAUUUCCAAGAGCAAUGAAGUUUGGUUUAUUUACAAAAUGUUUGUGGCUGUAUUUUUAAAAAAAUUUUUUUAAGCUGUUAUUUGUGUGUUUUCCUUCUGUAAGUGCACACUAUUGGCUAUCGAUGUUCCGAGGUGGAAUGUGCAGUUCCUUCCCGUAAGUGCAUGUUUUCCACAUCUGGGAUCUCUUUGGUUUCGCUGCAGCCCACAGAUGAGAAGUUACUUCUGUGCCAAACGCCAACACUGACAGUUCCCAACUCACACAGCAGAUGCUGGAGUCUCUUGCAGUGGAACACGCGCUGAAAGAGUGGAUGACUGUAAAUAUAUACAUUAUACGUCCUGUCAUCCUUCUGUUGGGGAUUCAGCCUGCAAUGAACCACACAGGUUUUGUCCACUGCCAGGGCUUGCCGAAGCCUCCCUGCUGAUUGCUGUGCCGGCGUCCCGGGGGGCACAGACCGUAUGGACGAGGUGCCAUCAGUGUCCCGAGCAAUAAAGGAGUCUGUCAGCAGGAAGAUGGAGAAACCAAACUGAGACUGAAAGCACAGUCUGCCUGUGUAUCUUCCUUAUGUAUCAUCUUGGCUGAUCUUACUUGUAAAUAUUGGGGGGGGGAGGGAGGGCAGUGGGAAUGGGCCAUAUUUUUUUACUUUUAGAUAUUAAAGAAUAUGAUGUGGGCCAGUAUUGUGGGGUGUCUAGGCUGUUUACCUUCACCAACGCAGUUUUCCCCUCCUGGUUUGUAAAUAAGCUCCAUUAAAUUCUCCCCAAGCCAGGCUUAGACCUGUAGCCCCUUGUUGAUAAAACUGACUCGCAGUUAGUUCCUCAUGCGUUUUGUUACAGGUCUUGCAGCUUUUCAGCGAUAGCCCCGAAAGAGCGACGACGUUUCCGUUGUCAGAUGAUGUUUUCAAAAUUGAAUUUUAAAAUUUUUACGUGUGACUCUGCUGACGCUGCUUUGCUGUGGCCCCGCUCCAAGGAAUUGCCCCUGCAAAGAGACAGGAGGGACGUGCUCUCCUGCUUCAGAGGGGCUUGUGGACGAGUGGCACGGAAAGGCUGGCAAGCUGCUCUUCAAGCCUGGCUCCUGUUUCUUUUUCCUGAGGCGCUGAAUUGAUCAGAUGCAUCCACCAGCAGCAGGCUGGGACAGGCUCGGCGUAAAUACGGCGUUGAUUGUAUUCUUGCCUUUCCAGACACACCUGACUUUGUGCUGGGUCACAGCUUGGAAAGUCCAUCCUUUCCCAGUCACAUGCGCGUCCCCUCUAAAUGUAAAGUGCCAGGAAGGUGACAGGCACAGCCGUGGGCACGUUGUGUCUGCUCUCAAGGGCAGGUCCAUGCCGCAGAGCAGCGCUCGAGCCUUUUUCCUUGGGUCAGCUGUCUGGAUGUUCCCCUCUUACAGCAAAGUUCGUCUCGACUGUGGGGUCCUGUAUAUAAUUGGAAAAUUGGCCUGUGGAGCGGCUGCUUCUGGUUUGCUUUUCCUUGCUGUUUUUUUUGUGUUUUUUGUUGUUUUUACAGCCCUUGUUGAUGGCAAUGUGAUGGGGAAUGAUCAUUUCUCUGCUGCUGGUUCCUCUAAAGCAGCAGCAGGUGCUGAGCUGCAGCAUUUGCCCGUGACAGUUGGCAGGAGCCCUGCCCCACCUCUGCUGGUCUGAUAAACCUGGUGUUUGGGUUGAUGCUGUGGUUGAUGCUUCUUGGACCCCGUGGUGUUCCUCUGCUGGUGCUGCCACACGAGUUCAGAGCUGUUUCUAACGGCACGGCUCUGGGAUGGGGGUUUCCUGCCCUCUGAGCCAGAGGAGGGAAGGGAACAGUGAGCUGAUGCUGUCCAUCUUGACAAACAGGCCUUCUCUUGGAGACGCAAAUGAGAAAUUCAUGCUACUACAGCAGCAUCCCUCUUCCCAGCUGUACUGUCCCACUGUCACCUGUGAAUGCCCAGCGCAAAGGGAGAUGGUUAUCUCAGUCCUCACAGUUGACUGGGUUUCCCCAGCCACCUCUUCAGCUCAGUAUUGUUGCAUUUCAGGCUGCUCGGUGCUAUUUUGCCAUUGUUGGUGUUUCUGUAAGCAGCCGUGUUCUGCAGUGCUCUGUAUCCUACAGGUAUUUGGGGUUUGUAGUGCGUUUUAACAGUUAAACUUCAGCGUUCGGUAGCAAAUCGUUCAGGGUUUUACCAGGUCUGUUGCCUGAGGAAGUGAAUGGAGAGCCUCCUCCAAACAUUUUUUGUGGUACUUUUCAGAGGGAAGCAUUUGGAGGUCUUUUAUUCUAAAAAUGCUGUAAAAAUUCUAAAAACGUGGUUCUGGCGCUUGCCCAGAGACAGUUGUUCAGCUCUCGCGCUUGUGGUGUUGUCAAACAUUGUGCGUUGUAGCAUGAAAUGUUUAAGAGAAAGAAGGACACACACGCUGAGGACACUGGUGGCUUUCUGGAGUGAAGGAAGGUACAUUUAUGGUUCAUAAUUAAACCUUGAGCACCUUCCCAGGGCUGGCUGCCACCCGCCCAGGCAGAGGCUCCUUUCUGGGGUGAUGUAGCACUGGGCGUUUUCCGUCUGCCUUUAAAGAGAGGGAAAUGGGCCAAGUAUGGCCAAGAAACUUGAGCGUGGCGUGUUUCUGGAGGGUCAGAAGGUGAAUAAAGCUUUUAGCUUCCAGCUGCUCUGUGAUUCUCUAAAAGUAUCAGGACUGGGAUUCCUGUGCUCUUCAGGGCAGCUGCCUAAUUGGAAACCUCAUUAAAAACAGCACUCCUGGGUCUAGUGGAGUCUCCAACCUUACGUAAAGCCAAGCAGGAAACGGCGUUCCCUUCCCAAAUUUGAUGUUUAAAAGAUUAAUCCCUCCCCUCCGUGUUGUUUGGGAUGACGUAAAGACCUUCAAAGCAAGAGGGAAGUGAGACUCAACAGCCCCUCUCUAAAUAAGUUGGGGGGGGAGGGAGCACAUCUGUUUGGGCUGAAGGAGACUUGGGGUGUAACUGAGUUGGUCUUUGAGAGUUUUGAGUCCCCCGGGUCCUUGGUUGAGUCCCAGCCCCUGCUCUGGGGGACACAGGAGCAACCGAGGAACAAGUUUGGAAGCAGCAGUGUCUAUUUUCCAAUGCCCCUUGACUAUAUUUGCACUUUAAGAGACUUCACCUCGGUUUUGGGUCAGGGGCGAGGAUCCUGGUGAGCCUUUUGGGAACUGGUCUCUCUGGUCGUGAGCUGGUACGGGGAGUCUGCCUCCUGGGUGUAAAUACGUCAAGUCAAAUUAUGCUUUGUCACAAAAUACUACGUAUGUGGAGAAUUCAAUGUUGUGGCUGUUAACAAUAAAUAUUUUGUAGAGAGAU
Calidris pugnax (ruff) is the source of this 5817-nucleotide messenger RNA. RefSeq names its product WD repeat domain 82 (gene WDR82). Gene Ontology annotation, cellular component: Set1C/COMPASS complex. The record is from RefSeq and is a predicted model, not a curated record. Gene Ontology annotation, molecular function: protein binding; chromatin binding. The transcript has 7 exons. The coding region runs from base 1549 to 2283 and encodes 244 amino acids. Lineage: Eukaryota; Metazoa; Chordata; Aves; Charadriiformes; Scolopacidae.